This is a messenger RNA of Lates calcarifer (barramundi perch), 4500 nucleotides long. It is a transcript of the gene ccsapb, whose product is annotated as centriole, cilia and spindle-associated protein b. Gene Ontology annotation, cellular component: spindle; ciliary basal body; cytoskeleton. The transcript is spliced from 4 exons. Gene Ontology annotation, molecular function: microtubule binding. NCBI's taxonomy places the organism in Eukaryota, Metazoa, Chordata, Actinopteri, Centropomidae. Bases 417 to 1295 code for a protein of 292 amino acids. Gene Ontology annotation, biological process: regulation of mitotic spindle assembly. The record is from RefSeq and is a predicted model, not a curated record.
GUUUCUGCAGUUAACGUUUUAACGGUUGAUCGAAUUUACACAUGAAGCCAUUUUUUUUAACAGUAAAACACCGAUGAAAUUUACACAUCUGUGAUAAAUUUUCUAAAAACUAGUCUUUUAUCUUUAUGCUUAGCGAGUAGAGGAGGAAGUAGGCGGUUCUUUACACCAGCUGCUCUGCCAUUGGUUUUAACUGCUUUCACAUUAUGGUUUAAAUGUCUGGCGGUGGUACCAGACCUAGAGCUGUGUAUUACAGCAGCUGGUGUUUACUAGAGCCUUGUUUAAGCUUAUAGAGCGAUGUAGAAGAUAUUAUAUCAUCUGUAUCAUAGACUUGUUACGCGUGUGUACAACGCUAGCUUUUGGUAGAGUUUUUGAGACUUUGCGCUCUUUUGUUAGAUUGUGCUUUGAAAGGGGACACAAUGGUGACCAAGAGGAUCCGCUCGGAGUACAUGAAGAAAUUCAAAGACCCCAAAUGGGAGACCUACACUAAGUGCUAUGAAGAAAUGCUGAAGUACAGGCUGACCCGCAGGCUGCUGGAGCACACACACAACCCCUGGUUCUGGAGCGGCUCAGACAGUGAUUCAGACUCAGGAGGCAGGAGUCCCCCUCAUCCCAAUAGGAACCAGGUACGGUCUGAGACCACCAGGGACAGGACAGCGGCUGAGCAGGGGGAGUGUGAGGGGGCGAGGACAGACAGAGAACAGGAGCGGCAGACCAGAACCACUGGACCUGUUCCCAGGCUUCCCCUUCAAGAGGAGGAGACUGCUCAGUCUGCAGACACACAACUAAACGGUACCAGAGACACAAGAGCACCAGAGGAAGAGAGAGAGGAGCAGAGAGCCAGCAGCAGAGGCAGUAAGCAAUCACCAGUUCCCCACAGAGAGCGAGACCAAGAGAGAGACACUGGACGACACCGUCAGCAGCAGAGCAAACCCUCCAAAUCCUCCAAACAAACUUGGCGCUCUCAGCGAGUCAGACCUGCACCAUCACGUCAGCCCAGGGAGGACAGUAAGGAGAGAAGACACCCUUUUGCCCUGUACGGUUCAGGGGAGAGGGAUGCAGACAUUGCGGGCAGGAAGACACACAACGUUGGCCCUGCAGCUUCGACUAAUGAGAUCCAUGAGUCGGCUCUACGUGCUAAGACGAGGCGGGAGGUGGCGCGUCAGGUCCAGACAGAGAGAACUGAGCGCCGCAGGGCUAAGUCUGCUGACCUGGACAAGGCCAGGAAGCUGGUUCAACCGGAGUUCAACCCCUGGCUCACUGAGUACAUGCGCUGCUUCUCUGCUCGCUCCCGAUAGGACAUGGAUACAGACACACACACACAUGCACACACAUAGGCACAAACACACUGCAGAAAUAGUUAAAUCAGGAUGAUGAUUCUAGACAAAAAUAAGAAAGUAAAGUAAAGCCAUUAUUGCCUAUCACCUCUGAGGUUUGAUGUAGAAUAGAGUGUGAGGUUGACUGAGUCAUACAAAGGCUCCUGAAUGUGAAUCACUCUGACAUUCAGGAUUAAAGUGACAAAACCUUGGACAUUAAAAUUCACAGUGUGGCUUACUGGACCAGGAGUUCACUAUCAUGGUUUUAUAUAAAUCCGUUUUAAUAUUUGCAACAGGCAUUUUACAGGGUGGAAGAGACUCUUGAAAGAAACUAUUUUAAAUGUUAAAUAGUAGAUAAGUCUACUGUAUACAGAUAUUUAGAUGAGAAUGAAGAGUCUAAAAUACAUUUUACAGCCAUACUUUGAUGCAGUCCCUUUAAAUACACACUGUAUAAAAUGUGUCCAUAUUUUUAUACAUGGAUAUCAAACCAUAGUGGACUCACAUGGGGAGAGUAAAGGCACAUGGCACAUGUAUGAGCAGAUUCAGUGAUCAGUGAUUGUGAGAUAAAAUGAGACCAUGAACAUGGAGAAUGUCCAUUACAGCUUAUAGCGUUUACACAUACAAACAAAGCCAAACAUAUAAGAAAAUGGUUUGUAUUCUAUGAUAUUGUGUUAAGCACAGUAAGAUGGUUUAAUCAACUGAGAGUUUUUCUGGAUUUAUGCAGCUUCUGAUGUGGAUAGGCAUUUUCUUAUUUGUGCUGAGUAUUAAGUUGGUUGACAUACAGAAAUAUGUCUGUUUUAAAGGUUUUUAACUUUGUGCUGUGAACUGGUUUUUGUAGAUUUAACGGUAGAUUGAUCUUUGUUGACUUGGUGAUAGACUGUAAAUCACUCACACACUGUACUGAGAGUCAGACUCUGUAACGUGACAGUUGCACUACUUCACAAGCUCAUUAACACUUUUAUGUGUUACUGACUUAAAAUUCAUGAAAACAUUUGUUUGUUCUUGUGUUAAGGUGCACAUGAUCCACCAACCUGGUGCUAACACAGACUGAAAAUAGAUAUAUGAAACCUUUAAAGCCAUUGAGAGGCCUCUGAACAGUGUGUGCAGUAUUGUGGAUACUGCAUUCUUUCUUUUGUACAAUUAUUGCUUGUGUGAUUGUUUUGAUCAGAAAAAACACAGCUAAUAUACUGUAGGUUCUCACAAUAAUGGACAGUUUAAGCUGAAUUUCUUAAUUGUAAUUGUUAGUGCUUUAAAGCCAAAAGUGGAACCAAAACAAAGAUGGAUGUAAGGUCAAAGUCUAAAUUACCUCCAAUUAGAAAUGCUAUUAUAAAUAUAGUGGGUAUACAUGGGAACAUAUUGCUCAUUUACUGCUUACUAGUUUAAGUACACAGUACAGUACACUCUUUAAAGCAUGACCAAAUCAAAUAGCACUUUGAUCAUUAGUCACCUUUCUUAAAUAAUAUUUGUACAGAACACCUUCCUAACUACUUAGGUUUUCAUGUAAUUCAUUCAUCUUUUGAGUCUCUGUAUGUAUGUGAUUGUGUUGUACAUCAGACAGUUAUUUGUUCUUAAAUAACAAGAUUUUUAAUGGAUCUUUUCAUGACUGCUGAGACCGUGAGAAAUCUGAUCCCACAUACGGUAAUCAUGGUGACGUCAGCUCUGUGCCAUAAAAGUUUGUUUUUCCUUUGUAACUACAGUUAUUGAUGUUUUAUGAAUAUUGUGCAGAAACAAGAUGAGAGGGCAGGAGGCCUGCAGGCUUUUAUCAGGUUUAAAAAUCUUUUCUUUUUGCAACUUUGAGUUCAGUAUUACAUUACUUGCUUUAUUCUGUCAUGAUCUAGUUUUUCAGUGUUUUCGAGUUAUACUGCAGGAUAGUUCAGACAAUAGAUGUAAAAUUGUGUGCAAUAUCUUUCUUAUUAUACUUAACAACUGCAUUCGAGCCAGUGUGUUUUUUUUUUUUAGAUGUGAACAUUGACAAUCUCAGCAAACAGGAGUGAAACAAUAUGGGGAUUAAGUAAUUUCUAAUUUACUUUAGUACUUAGUUAAGGAGACCAAACUUUAUAACUGAGAUCCUAUUUAUAUUGUAGUUUUGAUGAAGAGAUAUUAUACUAUUGUUUUCUAGUUUUACGAUGUAUGGGAGAGAUACAUUGAGCCUGAAAAUUCUUGUGAAGACUAGGCUAGUGAAGAGGAAUUAGGAGAUUAUGAUCAAUAAAGUACCAGAGUUGCUAAAGUUUCAAAGUGUAGUCUGGUUUUAGUGAAGAGGAAAGGAGAGAGUCAGAUUUAACUCAUGAGUUUUAAAAUAGAAUUCAUUUACCAAUGACAUAAUGUUAACAACUAUAAUACUGUAAAACUGCAUAAUUCUAAUUCUGUACAUGUUUGUGUUUACAGAUCAGGCUUUUAACAGACUGUAUGAACAUAAUUAAAAUGACAACUGUUGAGGUUAAAUGGUGUGGUGCAAAGCUUUUAAUAAAUCACUUUCCCACCUGAGUGUCUCUACCACAUUACAUUAUUCUCAACACUUCAGAUUAAAUCUCUUUAAAGAACAUUUAAAAUCAAUAAUGUAAUAAAGCAUCUUAACAAAUGGUGGUGUAGACCUAUUUCUCACUUUGGCAUAUUCUCAUUUCCCAGUGGCUCAGAGCACAAAAUCAUGCAUUUACUCUACAUACUUUGUGUGUUAAUCUAAUUUUAUCUGUGAAUUCUUCAUUUUGCUGUCCAUUAGAAUUGAAAAAAAAAAAACCUUCAAUACUCAGUCUUACAAUAGCCUGUCUUUCUUAGCAAACAGAUAAUGGAAUAGAAUAAAUAAAAUGGAAAUUUUCCUUUCAUAGAAAAUGGCUUUUUUCAAGUCCAUGAUUUCAAGAAAAAUCUGCCUUUCAAAGACGCUGGUUCACCUGUAGUCAUUUUUAUUUUAAAAACAUAUGCUUUUAUCAUACACAAUAAAUUAAAAAUCCAUGAUAUUCCUUAUGACGAGAGAAAAACAGACAAACAUAAAUAAAAACAAAGGACUGGAUGACAUAAACACAAGACAGCAACCUGACGUGGAGCAGCCGAAACCACCAUCAGAUCAAACGUGUGAGGAUAUUCUAAUCUGAAAUGUUUCUACAGUUUGAAGUGUGCUUAAUUUAAAAGUUUAAUGCAUAAUGUUUGGAGGGCAAAAAUGUAAAAAAAAAAAAAAAAAAAAAAAAAGAGAAAA